GGAGAACUCAAAUGACAGCUACCGGUCCAAUGCAUCACACCAAAAUUCUGCCGGAAGUUUGAGGGAAAAUGUUAUGUUAGAUCCAACUGAUUCAAGGGCUGUUGCUAUUGGAAAGGAAAAGUCUAAUCAAGUUGGUAAGAAAAAUUCUGCUCGCAAAUUUCAGUAUCAUCCUAUGGGAAAUUUGGAUGAAGAUGUAGAUCCUCCAUAUGGAUUGCAAAAGCCUAUCCAUACACAGGCAAUGGCCCCACAGAAUGCCCACUUUGGACACUCAAAGUUUUUGAUUCAGGGGCAAUCAUCUGAUGUUCUAAGAGAUGGAAAAGGCCUGGCUGAAGUGUUGAAGAAGGUGACCGGAGAGAUGCAGGGAUGGUUGAAGAUCACAUUGGCGGCGGUGUCGACCAGAGUUCUUGUUUCUCUGGUGAUUAUGGUUAUCCAGAAAGCAUGUUGUCGUGGGAGAUGA
Messenger RNA from Ipomoea nil (Japanese morning glory), 457 nucleotides. RefSeq lists its product as uncharacterized. Bases 74 to 457 code for a protein of 127 amino acids. NCBI's taxonomy places the organism in Eukaryota, Viridiplantae, Streptophyta, Magnoliopsida, Solanales, Convolvulaceae. The record is from RefSeq and is a predicted model, not a curated record. The transcript is spliced from 3 exons.